CUGAAUUUUCUGACCUUUCUGCAAAUUCAUUUGAUCUCUCUACAGGGAAUAACCUGAAACCAUGACAUUCAUUCUAUAAGUACUUCCCUUUGCUCUUGCUUUUUGCCACACCUGACUUCCAUAUACAUUCUGCAAAUCUAUAUAUCCCUCUUCCUUGUUCAUUCCUUCACCUGAUAUUUUACCAGAGGCCACCAUGGGUGUUUUGACUUUUGAGAAGGAAAUUACAACUUCAAUCCCACAAGCUAAAACGUUCAAGGCCUUUAUUCUUGAAUCUGACACUCUUAUCCCUAAGAUUUUACCUCAAAUUACUAUAGAGUUCCUUGAAGGAAAUGGAGGACCUGGAACCAUCAAGAAGACUACAUUUGCUGAAGGUGGUGAAGUUAAGUACAUUAAAACCAAAGUUGAAGCAACGGACAAGGACAAUUUCAUGCAUUGCUACAGUGUUAUUGAAGGCGAGCCAUGGAUGGAUGAAUUAGAGAAGACCUCUUACGAAAUUAAAAUAAUAGCUUCUUCUGAUGGAGGAUCUAUUAUCAAGAGCGUUAGCAAGUAUUACCCAAAGGAAGGCUGUGAGCUCAACGAAGAAAGAAUCAAGGCUGGAGCAGAGAAGGCCUUUGGUAUAUUUAAGGCUAUUGAAGCUUAUGUCCUGGCAAAUCCUAAUGCCUGUUAAUAUUUUUAUGUCCAAUCUUGAUAUUAAAAAUCAGUUUUCAUGUUUUCUUGAUAUUUUCAUUUCUCUUUCUGUGGAGGGUCAAACCACUUUUGACCUCAUAAUAAAAAUUUGAAGUUGUAUA
Ricinus communis (castor bean) is the source of this 788-nucleotide messenger RNA. RefSeq names its product major strawberry allergen Fra a 1.05. The record is from RefSeq and is a predicted model, not a curated record. Gene Ontology annotation, biological process: defense response; abscisic acid-activated signaling pathway. NCBI's taxonomy places the organism in Eukaryota, Viridiplantae, Streptophyta, Magnoliopsida, Malpighiales, Euphorbiaceae. The transcript is spliced from 2 exons. Gene Ontology annotation, molecular function: signaling receptor activity; protein phosphatase inhibitor activity; abscisic acid binding. The coding region runs from base 194 to 667 and encodes 157 amino acids. Gene Ontology annotation, cellular component: nucleus; cytoplasm.